CGCUGCCACCCCGGCACCGCCGCCCUGACACUGCCACCGCUACCCUGGCACUGCUCCCCCGGCACCGCCGCCCUGACACUGCCACCGCUACCCUGACACUGCCACCUUCACCCCAGCACUGCCACCGCUACCCUGACACUGCCACCUUCACCCCGGCACCACCACCCUGACAGCCCUGGGGGGGCUAGUGGCAACCGAAGGGCUGUGAGGGGCUCUGACGGGCCGGAGUGUGAGCACCAGGAGGAGCCAGCCCCGUGUUGGUGUCGCAGCGGUGUGACCUCGGCGAGGAGCUGCCAGUGCCGGCACGGGUUCAAGUGGCAGCGGGAUCUCCAGAGCAAAGAGAGCUGUGGGUGCUCCCAUGGCAGGACAGCCCCUGCCUGGGCAGCAAGGUCCUCUCCAGGCUGGGAACCCCCUCUGGAUUUAGCGCUUCAGGCACGAUCCCGGAUGUGAGGCCAUGCCCGUGUGGAGUGAGGAGCUCUGUGCAGUGCCCCCACGUGCUGCAGCCUCAGCCUGGCCAUGGAGAGCCCAGAGGUGGAGUCGGACAUCCUGCGGCGGGUGCGGGCGCUGCUGCGGGAGCUGGACGGGCACCACCCGUCCUGCCAGAGCGACCGAGGAAUGCUGCGAUGGACCCUGCACAAGAAAAUCGACCAGAAUCCCAGCACCAGCUGUGUCCUGGUCAGGAUCCUGGUGAAGGAGCUGGAAAGGGCAGAGCGAGGGGACCUCCGGCACUACAUCAUCCCCCUGCUGCACACGCUGAUGUACACCUUGAUACAGGCUCCCUGCAUCCCUGACGAGCUCUGUGCCAGGGUUUAUGACUUCUGCAAGAGGCUGCUGACCCUGCCCAAGCCCUUCUGCACCAUUGGGCUGGCCUAUGCCAGCAGGCUGAAGGUGGAGAGGACAGCCCCAGGAACCUUGUACCAAAGGAUGGUCAUCUCCGAGCAAAGCCUGCGCAGCGCCCCGUACCCCUACCAGGAGAGGAUUUUCAUCUUUGCUGACCCAGAGCUGCUGCCCGAGGCCAUCUGCACCGCCCUGGUCACCGACACCGAGGCGGCCCGGGUGUCCCAGAGCCCCCGGGGCUGCAUGAGCUGCGUGGUCACCCACGCCCUGCAGGCGGCCCUGGGUGACACCUGCGACAUCCACGGCCUCAGGGCUCGACUCCAGGCCCUGCCCCCGGGGGACGUGGAGCACUGGUUCCAGCAGGUGGUGGCGGCCGUGGAGUGUGCGGGGAGCGAGGGGGGCUCGGAGCGGGGCCAGCACACAGCCAGGCUGGAGAGGAUCUACCACGGCCUCCUGGGCUCCCUGCCCGCAGGGAAUGCUCCCCAGGAAGGGCUGCAGGGGACCCCUCUGCCCAACCCCAACAUCAGCUUCCACCUGUGGACAGAAGAUGAGCAGCUCUGGAAGGAGCUGGUGCUGUUCCUCCGCCCGCUGUCGCAGAGCUGCGAGCCCGACUGCCUCGGGCAGGACCUGGACCCCAUCGAGAUCCAGGACAUCCUCCCGGACUGUGCCUGCUGCGGGCAGAGCCGCUUCUCCGUGCUGUCCACCGACAGCGGCAUCGAGCGGGACCUGCCCGCCCAGGAGGAGCCGUGCGCUCCCUGCGCCGCGGACACCGAGCACUCCCGGCUCCACAGGAAGGGGGGCAUCAAGAAAAAGCUGUCCCCGCUGGACAGCGUGGCCUUCCUGCAGGCUGGCAGCGGUGGCCCCGGGGGGAAGUCCCCCGGGAAGCUGCCCAGGAGGUCGGGAAUGCCCCCGGAGCCCGCGGCCCCGCUGCAGAGGCUGCACACCGCCCGCGUGGUGCUGCUGGGGGACGACCGCAUCCUGGGGCGCCUGGCACAAGCCUACCACUCCCUCAGGAAACGGGAAACCCGGCGAGUGUUCCUGACGCCCAGGCUGAACCUGCAGUUCUACCACAUCCCCGUGGUGCCGGGGCAGCCGCACCCCUCGGCUGCUGCGGACCACGCUGGCCCCGAGGAGCUGUGUGAGGUGGCCGGGUACCUGGGCAGAGCCGACCCCUGGUACGAGAGCAACAUCAACACCCUGUGCCACAUGAUCCCCAAGCUGGCCACCAUGCCAUCGUCGCCGAGCAGGGCCCUGGUGACCGACCUGUUCCUCACCGAUGUCAUCGCCUACUACGCCCGCAUGGGCACCCAGCCCGUCUGCUUCCAGGUGCACGCUGUCAAGGUCCUGUUCCGGGACCCGGCGCAGGAGCCGGCCGAGGACGUGUUCCUCACGGAGCUGCUGACGCAGGUGCAGGACAGCCCUUCCCACAGAGAGCUGAGCACAACCAAGAGGAAAACCACCCUGGAUGGCCCUGGCAUCGACCUCACAGUGACCUACAGGAAGGUUGUGCUCAGUGACCGGGAGAAGGAGCUGGCCCUGGCCCUGCGCUCCACGGGCCUGCUGAUGAAAGCCAUCCCCGCUGACGAGGCUGCAGGGCGGGGCUGUCUGAGCGUGACCAUCACCGAGAUCGUCAGGAUCAACAACCUGGCAGGACGGUCCUUCUCAGCUGUGGCAAACAGGUUCAAAACACGGAAUAUCAAGAUCAGGAGCCCAGAGCAGAGACCCUUCACCGUGCGGCUGGACAAGGACAGCAGGAGAACCUACAGGGACGUGAUCGGCCUGGAGGUGUCUCCCUGCCUCGAGCCCAGCUACUGCCUGCAGAAGACAAGGACCAUGAAAUGCAGCCCUCACGAAACAGAAGAUGUGGGGCUUGUGAAAUACCUGCCCAAGUCUCUGCUGCUGCCCAUCAACACUUUUGCGGGAGUCAUCCAGUGAAGGAAAGGGGAAAAAGGUGGUGUGAGUUAUGACACGGGGUUAUGAGAGGAUGCGGGGAAAGAAAACACACUAAAAGCCACCAGUGGUGACUUUAAAAGGCAGUGGUGUGAAAAGCUGCCCCAGCAGAGGUGGGUAACCUCCGAGGGGACAGCCAUGCCCUGCUGGUGACAGUGUGACCACGGCUGACAGCCAAGGGCACAGCCAUGCUGCAGGACUGAGCUUUAACCUUUUGCACAAAUCAGGGAAAAGCUUUGAGCUCCUCCAUUCAGGAAGACCAAGGAAAUCCCUGUGAGGUGGUGCUGGCUGUGCUGGUGAUCCCAGGGCAGUUGGCAGCAGCAAUAUUUAUUUUGGAGAUGUCUCACAGCCCAGCAGGGAUCAGGGCCUGACCGUCGGGUUCUGCACGGAAAACUCAUUCUGGCACAGGGUGUCACAUCUGGGCAAAGCAGCCCGAAUUCCCCAGCCUGGUUUAGGACAGCUCGUGGUAUCCCUGCCCUCAAGGAAGAACACCGGUGCUCAGUGCAGCUUCCGUAAAAGGCAGUGAAAACCUGCUGCUGGUUCAAAGGGAACGCGGAUAACGAUGGAUGGUGUGAAACAGGGAAAUGUGGUGCGGUGUUUGGCAGGGCGAGAACUGCUCAGGCUGCCCAGACUGUGGGAUGUGUUUGGCUGUGGAUGGUUCUGCUGGAAGAAGAGCCCUCCACGGAGCAGAUAAUGAGGCUGCACAGCAGCUCUGCCACACCUGAGCUGUGCCUUGGAGACCACCUGGGAUUUCUCUGUGGCUUCACUGCACAGCCUCUGGACAUCUCAUCCGGAGCCUCACGAGCACUGGUGGCAUUGCUGUGGUUGUACAUCCCAGGAACAGCCCCUACAGCCCCAGCAGGACUGGGCCUCCCCUGUGAGCUCAGCCAGCAGUGCCCCUGUGUCCCAGCCUGCCCCACAGUCCUGGUUCGGGCUGUGCAGGUGAGAGAUGCAGCAGAGUGGGGGUUGAUGGGCGGGCAGGAGGCCUCAAAGGCUUCCCUGUUCCUUUCCUCUGCUGCUCCCACGGUGUAGAAACCUCACCCUGGUUUGCAGAGGGGCCAGGCUGGGCAGUGACAGUGACAACACAGCUCCUGCUUCCACCAGCUCGGAGCGACCCAGGGCUCAGGAUAGGCAUGAGGAGGACUCUGUCCUCAUCCCAGUUUGUGGCUGACUGGAAUAAUGGAUGAAAUAGGAUGCGUGUUAUGAACCUCCAGAAUGUGAUCUGUGUUUUCUGGAGUGUCUCCAGGGACACUUUCGGGGACAUCCCUUCUAUGACACUAGGAUUUCUGUACUGUCCUGGCUCCCAGGUAACUCGUUCCCUGGGCUGCCUUCACUCAGGAGUGAUUGUUGGCUCAUCAGCCCAAAGGAAGUGUCCUUUAGCAGCUAUUCCCAGUCACCUCUGGCUGACACUGGGGAAUCCCUGGAGAUGUGCCACAGGUGCUGCAGUGGCACUGGCAAAUCCUUCCUUAGCCCCAUGGCUGAGGACAAACCCUUCCCUCUGCCGUGUCUGUGCCAGGCCUGCCCAGCUCUGGGGAGCGGCACCUCUGGAAAAUCCCUUCUGUUUGUCCACCUGGAACAAAGAGCCCGCCCCAGUUAUCCCAGUCUGGGGUCCUGGAGCAGUUUCCCCUCAGCAGAGCUGCCCUGAGCUUGUGGCUUUUCUUGGCUGCUUGGGCCACCUCUGUUUCUAACACAUGCCCAAGGCUUUGGGGUUCAGCCCUCAGACUUCCCUGGUCUCAAUCUUUGUCAGCCAGCACAGGGCAGCCCUAUUCCUGCUCCUGGCACAGCAGGAAUUGUCCCUUCCUGUUCCCAAGUCAAAGGUUUAUUCAUUCCCACUCCAAAUGCCACCCAAAACAACCCCUGACCCACUCCUGGGGCACAGCAGCUCUAGAGCUGCCAGCAGGAUCUUCAGCAGUGUGAAAUCCUCCAGGUCUCAUGAAAUGUUUAACCCCAAAGCUGCACCAACACCUGGAAGACCACGCUGGGCACAACAUGGCCAUUUCCCAAGGAAUCCCCAUUGGAAUGCUGGCGGAUGCAGCCCCUCGCUCUCUGCAGAGCCAAGCACAGCCCUCAAGCCUUAAAAUCCCCCACAGGAGUCACAACUCUGCAAUAUCUCAGCAGCAGAAUUCGGUUCUCCAGUUUUCACCUCACGACCCAAACAUUGUGCUCCCCUGUGCCAGCCUGGGGCAGCAAACACUCUGUCCCUGAAGGGAGCUGAGGGGAGGCAGGAGGCUCACAGACGAGUCAGGAAUGCCCUGCACAAGCAGCUGUUGUUGUUGGGGUAAUGUGGGGCUUUAGGGGUGACCAGUGGCUCUGCACCCUCUGCCUCUUCAGGGCUUCACUGUGGGUUUUGUACACAAAAAGAAAAUGCUCAAAAAGCCAAGAGGCUUUGGGCUGGGCUGGAGUGUGGGCUGUGUGUCCAGAGUUUGUUCUGUACAGCUGUAAAUUAUGUAGAUGGAUGAUAAAUUAUUUGUAUAGGUGUCCUGGAUGAUCUGUACCACAGGGUGCAAUCCUUUUGAUGCCGAUUGAAAGGAAUUAAGACCAACCCAAGCUGAAACUGCCAGUUGGUUGUUGUUGUGUGUUUGCACGCGGCUGGGGAAGGACGCCCCACAGUUCCACCUGAACACGAGGUACGAUUUCUUCCCUGUGCAGUGACCGAGCCCUGAACAGACUGUCCAGAGAGGGUGUGGAGUUCCCCUCACUGGGGACAUUCCAGAACCAGUUGGACACAAUCCCGGGCCAUGUGGCUCCCGUCCGCGUCCCCCGCGCCCCGGCCGGCCGGGAUGAGGGCGAGCCCCGGGCUGGUCCCUCUGAGCCCACGGAACAGCAGCCGCCGCUCCCCGGCUUGCGCGGGGCACCUGGGCUGGGUGAUCGCUG
Messenger RNA from Corvus hawaiiensis (hawaiian crow), 5661 nucleotides. It is a transcript of the gene PIK3R6, whose product is annotated as phosphoinositide-3-kinase regulatory subunit 6. Lineage: Eukaryota; Metazoa; Chordata; Aves; Passeriformes; Corvidae. The transcript is spliced from 20 exons. The record is from RefSeq and is a predicted model, not a curated record. Gene Ontology annotation, biological process: positive regulation of MAP kinase activity; G protein-coupled receptor signaling pathway. Bases 517 to 2772 code for a protein of 751 amino acids. Gene Ontology annotation, molecular function: 1-phosphatidylinositol-3-kinase regulator activity. Gene Ontology annotation, cellular component: phosphatidylinositol 3-kinase complex, class IB.